This is a messenger RNA of Insectozyma verbasci, 5421 nucleotides long. The record is from the annotation of a GenBank genome assembly. Lineage: Eukaryota; Fungi; Ascomycota; Pichiomycetes; Serinales; Debaryomycetaceae.
AUGUCUUAUACUGGGUGGACAGUUGAUGAUUGGAAAAAAUUUCAUUAUGAAUCAACACCAAAUGAAUCAUUUGAAUUAUUAAAAAAGUUAUUAGAAUCACAAAAAACAUAUAAACAAGAUGCUGCUUGGAUAUCAUUAGCAUCAAUUGAUAAUUUACAACAUCAAUGGAAAUUUCUUCAAUCAAAAUCAAAUAAGCAAAAUUUACCAUUAUAUGGAGUACCUAUCGCUAUCAAAGAUAAUAUAGACGUCAAAGGUUUUGAAACUACAGCUGCAUGUCCAUCAUUUGCAUACUUACCAGAAAAAGAUGCAACUACAGUAAAAUUAUUAAGAGAUUCGGGUGCGAUAAUAAUUGGUAAAACAAAUUUAGAUCAAUUUGCCACGGGAUUAGUUGGUACAAGAUCUCCUUAUGGAAUAACACCAAAUACUUUUAAUUCAAAAUAUGUCGGUGGUGGUUCAUCUGCUGGUUCAGCUUCAGUAGUUGCUAGAGGUAUUGUUCCCAUUGCAUUAGGAACAGAUACUGCAGGUUCAGGUAGAGUUCCAGCUGCUUUAAAUAAUAUUAUAGGGUUAAAACCAACAAAGGGAGUAUUUUCAUGUUCAGGAGUUGUUCCAGCUUGUAAAUCAUUAGAUUGCGUUUCAAUAUUUGCAUUAAAUUUAAAUGAUGCUCAAUUAACAUUUAGUAUAAUGGCAGGUGAAGAUUUAGAUGAUGAAUAUUCAAGAUCAAUGCCACAAAAUCCAUUAUUAAAAUUUUCAACAAAACCAAAAGUUUUACUGCCUACAAGUCUAAUAUGGUGUGGUGAAGAAGAAAAUCCAAAAUUAUAUAAUCAAGCAAUUGAAAUUUUUAAACUGAUUGAUUGUGAGGUAAUCUCACAAGGUAUUGAUCCUUUAAUUGAAUUAGCAAAAUGUUUAUAUGAAGGGCCUUGGGUAACUGAAAGAUACGCCGCCCUUAAAGAUUUUCUUGCAACUAAUCCACCUAAAGAAGAUUUAGAUUCCACAGUAUUGAAAAUUAUUAAAGGUGGUGAAAAUUAUUCAGCUGUUGAUUGUUUUAAAUUUGAAUAUAAAAGACAAGGUAUACUACAAAAAGUUAAAAAAUUGUUAAAAGAUAUAGAUGUUAUUAUUGUUCCUACUGCACCAUUAACUCCAACAAUCGAACAAGUUGAAAAUGAACCAAUAAAAGUUAAUUCAUGUCAAGGUACUUAUACAAAUUUUGUAAAUUUAGCUGAUAUGUCAGCUUUAGCCAUCCCUGCUGGUUUCAGAAAGGAUGGUUUACCAUUUGGUAUUACUUUAUUAUCCCAUAAAUUUAAUGAUUAUGCAUUAUUAGAAUUAGCAGAUCGAUAUUUGAAAAAUUAUUUUGAAAAAAUUCCAAAUUUUUAUGGGUGUUUGAAAAAUGAGCCAAAAAUUUAUAAUCGAUUAAUUACUCCAUCUUUGGAUUCAUCAGAACAAAUUAAAUUAGCAGUUGUUGGUGCUCAUUUAAAAGGAUUUCAAUUACAUUGGCAAUUGGAAAAAGUAAAUGCAAAAUUUAUACAAUCAACAACAACAUCAAAGAACUACAAAUUAUAUGCAUUGCCCAAAACUGGUCCAAUUGCAAAACCUGGUUUACGUAGAGUUGAAAAAGAUGGAGCUGAAAUUAUAAUUGAAAUUUAUUCAAUCCCAAAGGAAAAAUUUGGAACAUUUAUCAAUUUUGUACCUGAACCUUUGGGUAUUGGAUCUGUCGAAUUAAAAUCUGGUGAAUGGGUUAAAUCAUUUAUAUGUGAAGAAUUUGGGUAUAAAUUACCAGGUACUGUAGAUAUAACUAAAUUUGGUGGUUGGAAAAAUUAUCAAAAUCAACCAGCUAAAAAACCAUUUAAUUCAGUGUUAGUUGCAAAUAGAGGUGAAAUUGCAGUAAGAAUUAUAAAAACUUUAAAGAAAUUGGGUAUCAAAUCAAUAGCUAUAUAUUCAGAUCCUGAUAAGUAUGCACAACAUUCAAUGAUGGCCGAUGUUUCAAUUCCAUUACAUGGUACAACUGCAGCUCAAACAUAUAUAGACAUUGAUAAAGUUAUUAAAGCUGCCGAAGAAAGUGGAGCAGAAGCGAUAAUUCCAGGUUAUGGUUUCCUUUCUGAAAAUGCUGAUUUUGCUGAUAGAUGUGAGAAAAAAGGUAUUGUAUUUGUUGGGCCUUCAGGUGAUUCAAUCAGAAAGUUGGGUUUAAAACAUUCAGCAAGAGAAAUUGCUGAAAAAGCUGGUGUUCCUUUAGUUCCAGGUUCUAGAUUAAUUAAAGAUUCGAAAGAAGCUAAAGAAGUUGCACGAAAAUUGGAAUAUCCAAUUAUGGUUAAAUCAACAGCUGGUGGAGGAGGUAUUGGUUUACAAAAAGUAGAUUCUGAAGAAGAUAUAGAACGUGUUUUUCAAACUGUUCAACAUCAAGGUAAAUCAUAUUUUGGGGAUGAUGGUGUAUUUUUAGAAAGAUUCGUUGAAAAUGCAAGACAUGUUGAAAUUCAAAUGUUGGGUGAUGGUUUUGGUGGUGCUAUUGCAGUUGGUGAAAGAGAUUGUUCAUUACAACGUAGAAAUCAAAAAAUUAUUGAGGAAACUCCAGCACCAAAUCUACCUGAAUCUACUAGACAAAAGAUGAGAAAAGCUGCUGAAUCUUUAGGUUCAACUAUGAAGUAUAAAUGUGCUGGUACUGUUGAAUAUAUUUAUGAUCCAAAAAGAGAUGAAUUUUAUUUUCUUGAAGUUAAUGCAAGAUUACAAGUUGAACAUCCAAUAACUGAAAUGGUCACAGGUUUAGAUUUAGUUGAAUGGAUGUUAUUAAUAGCCGCUAAUACACCACCAGAUUUUAAUCAAGAAAUUAAAGUAACCGGAGCAUCAAUGGAAGCAAGAUUAUAUGCUGAAAAUCCAGUCAAAGGUUUUAUGCCUUCACCAGGUCAAUUAACACAAGUUGAAUUUCCAAAAUGGGCUAGAAUAGAUACUUGGGUUGAAAAAGGUACAACUGUUUCUGCAGAAUAUGAUCCUACAUUGGCAAAAAUUAUAGUUCAUGGUAAAGAUAGAAAAGAUGCGUUAAAUAAAUUACGUCAAGCAUUGAGUGAAACUGUUGUUUUUGGAUGUAUCACAAAUGUUGAUUAUUUAAGAUCAAUUGCAAAUUCGAAAAUGUUUGAAGAAGCAAAAGUUGCCACUAAAGUUUUAGAUUCUUAUGAUUAUAAACCACAUGCAAUUGAAAUCUUGAAUCCUGGUGCAUAUACAACUGUUCAAGAUUAUCCAGGUAGAAAAGGUUAUUGGAAUAUUGGUGUUCCACCAUCUGGUUGUAUGGAUCAAUAUGCUUUUAGAUUAGCUAAUAGAAUUGUUGGUAAUGAUGAAAAAUCUCCAGGUAUUGAAAUUACAUUAAAUGGACCAAAAAUUUUAUUUCAUCAAAAUUGUGUAGUUGCUAUAACUGGUGGUCAAACCAAAAUUGAAAUUAAUAAUGAAUUGAAAUCACAAUGGGAACCAUUAAAUAUAAAAUCUGGUGAUGUUUUAACAAUUGGAAAAUUAACAAGUGGUUGUAGAGCAUAUUUAGCAAUUAGAGGAGGAAUCGAUGUUGUUGAAUAUCUUGGAUCAAGAUCAACAUUUGCUUUAGGUAAUUUAGGUGGUUAUAAUGGUAGAGUAUUAAAAUUAGGUGACGUUUUAUUUUUAGGUCAGCCUGUUUCAAGUUGUACAUUACCAACACCAAUAUCUGAACCAACAAAUAUACCCAAAUCAAUUAUACCAAAUUAUGAUACUAAAAUAUGGCAAGUUGGAGUUACAUGUGGACCACAUGGAUCACCAGAUUUUUUCAAACCUGAAUCAGUUCAAGAAUUUUUCACAUCUCAUUGGAAAGUACAUUAUAAUUCAAAUAGAUUUGGUGUUAGAUUAAUAGGUCCAAAACCAAAAUGGGCGAGAAAAGAUGGUGGUGAAGCUGGUUUACAUCCUUCAAAUACUCAUGAUUAUGUUUAUUCAAUGGGUGCUGUUAAUUUUACUGGGGAUGAACCUGUAAUAUUAACAUGUGAUGGUCCUUCAUUAGGUGGAUUUGUUUGUGAAGCAGUUGUUUGUGAAAGUGAAUUAUGGAAAAUUGGUCAAGUAAAACCUGGUGAUUCAAUACAAUUUAUCCCAAUUACUUUUGAAUCAGCAAAGAAACUAAAAAAGCAACAAAAUGAAAUAAUAAACAAUUUACAUGGAGAUUUACCAGUUUUAAAUGCAAGUGAUAUACAAAAUCCAGUACUUUAUCAGUUUCAAGUAUCUUCCAAUGCACCAAGAAUUACUUAUAGACAAGCUGGUGAUAGAUAUAUAUUAGUUGAAUAUGGUGAAAAUAUUCUUGAUUUAAAUAAAGCUUAUCGUAUUCAUAAAUUAGUAGAAAUGGUUAAAGAAUUUAAACCAAAAGGUAUAUUUGAAUUAUCACCUGGUGUUAGAUCAGUAUUGGUUGAGUUUACAGAUGAAAUAUUACAACAGGAAGCUUUAGAUAUUUUAGUUUCAUAUGAAAAGGAAAUGAUGUUCAUAAAUAAAUGGGAAGUCAAAUCACGAAUUAUAAAAUUACCAAUGGCAUUUGAAGAUAAAAAGACACUAGAUGCAGUUGAAAGAUAUCAAGAAACAAUUAGAAAUGAAGCUCCAUGGCUACCAAAUAAUGUUGAUUUUAUUGCAUCAAUAAAUGGAAUAACAAGAGAUGAUGUGAAAGAUAUGUUAUAUACUGCUAGAUUUUUAGUUUUAGGUUUAGGUGAUGUAUUUUUAGGAGCUCCUUGUGCAGUUCCAUUAGACCCAAGACAUAGAUUUUUAGGUACUAAAUAUAAUCCAAGUAGAACUUAUACACCAAAUGGUACUGUUGGUAUUGGUGGUAAUUAUAUGUGUAUAUAUACAAUGGAAUCUCCAGGUGGUUAUCAAUUAGUAGGUAGAACAUUACCUAUAUGGGAUAAAUUAACAUUGAGUAAACAUUCCAAUAAACCAUGGUUAUUAUCACCAUUUGAUCAAAUUGAAUUUUAUCCAGUUUCAGAAUCAGAAAUUGAUUCAAUGUCAGAAGAAAUGCAAGCUGGUAAAUUUGAUGUUGAAAUUAUUGAUUCAGUUUUCGAUCAUGGUAAAUAUCUUGAAUGGGUUCAAGAAAAUUCAGAAUCAAUUGAACAAUUUAAACAAUCUCAAGGUGGUGAAAAAUUGGAAGAAUUUAAUAAAUUGAUACAAGUUUCAAAUUCAGAAUUAGAGAAAAAUGGUUCUACUAAAGAAGAUGAUACUAAAUUUAAUGAAGAUGCAAUUAUGGUAUAUUCUGAAUUUUCAGGUAGAUUUUGGAAAUCAUUAGUUGAAGUUGGUGAUAUAGUUGAAAAAAAUCAUCCAUUGAUAGUUGUUGAAGCAAUGAAAACAGAAAUGGUUGUGAAUGCACAAGAAAAGGGUAAAGUGGUUAAAGUAUAUCAUAAAAAUAGUGAUAUGAUAGAUGCUGGUGAUUUAGUUGUAGUAUUAGAAUAA